UUUUAACGAGUUCGUUUUUCUUCGAGUUUGCAGCUAUAUGAUACUGUUUCCAAUGCGGAGUUGAAUGAUUGAGAGGGAUAGCUAGCAACGACGAUGAUGCUAGCGGUAAGCUUUUCCCCUUGCCGCCAAAACAAAGGUGAAGGCCAAGGGUGGUAAAGCCAGCAUCACCAAGUUUGGUGGUGUAAACACUGUAUUUGUGGGCCAUUUGUGUCUACGAGGAGGCAAGCCCGGUGAGGGCUGAAGAACACACAGGGACACAGAGAAACAAAGAAGGAAAUUUGUGAACAGGUUGGGGCUGGAAGAGGGAGUCUCAACAAUCGAUUUUUUUUCUUCCCGGAGCCGAUCAAGGUGGAGAAUUAAAUGGCUUAUUCUUGCUUCUCGGCACAGAGCAGGCAGUGGCUAGCUUUCCUGGACGAAAGUUUGUUGGAGGAGCUCACCAAGCCGCAGCCGAUUCUUGUUCUCUCUUCGGAGCAGCAAGAACAGGUCCAAUUGCAACAUGGUUCUUGUUUCAGAGCCGAGUCUCUAAAGCUUGACAAAUCGCCUCGCAAAAGGCCGCGGGACGAUGCAACGUCCUCCAAGGCUGUCCGAGAGAAGAUGAGACGGGAUAAGCUCAAUGAUAAGUUUCUGGAAUUGAGCGGCGCACUGGAACCGGGAAGGCCUCUCAAGUCCGACAAAUCCGCCAUCCUCAUCGAAGCGGCAUGCGUUUUGCUGCAGCUGCGACAAGAGGCCCAGCAGCUCAAGGAAUCCAACGACAAGCUCCGUGAAGCUGUUAAAGACUUAAAGAUUGAGAAGAACGAACUCCGGGACGAGAAGCUCAGACUAAAAGCCGAGAAGGAGAGGCUCGAAGAGCAGCUAAAGACGUUCUCGGUCUCCUUCGUCCCUCAUCCCGCGUACCAAGCAGCGGCCGCGGCCGCGGCACUGGCUGCUCAAAACCACUCGCUUCCACCCUCCGAAAAGCUCAAGCUCGAGACGGUGUCGGCCUUCCCGGCAGGCGGGAUGUGGCAAUGGAUGCCUUCGUCGUCCACUUCGACGGAGGAUUCUCUCUUGAGGCCUCCUGUAGCUUGAGCGACUUUUUCUUCAUCCUGGCGAACUUUUUGUCUUGUGAAUAGGAAGUGGGCGUAAGAACAACUUCUAACUGUAUGUAAAACCAUAACUAUACAAUGACAAGAGCCGUAUGAUCGUGGAUCAAAA
Molecule: messenger RNA, 1191 nt
Organism: Selaginella moellendorffii
Lineage: Eukaryota; Viridiplantae; Streptophyta; Lycopodiopsida; Selaginellales; Selaginellaceae
Product: transcription factor ILR3
Exons: 5
Coding region: 361-1065 (234 amino acids)
Biological process (GO): regulation of DNA-templated transcription; intracellular iron ion homeostasis
Molecular function (GO): protein dimerization activity; DNA-binding transcription factor activity
Source: RefSeq, a predicted model, not a curated record